This is a messenger RNA of Macrobrachium nipponense, 3276 nucleotides long. RefSeq names its product basic proline-rich protein-like. The record is from RefSeq and is a predicted model, not a curated record. NCBI's taxonomy places the organism in Eukaryota, Metazoa, Arthropoda, Malacostraca, Decapoda, Palaemonidae. The transcript has 6 exons. The coding region runs from base 1 to 3276 and encodes 1091 amino acids.
AUGCCCGCCCCCCGUCCGGGGACCUGCCACAUCCUGGGAACCGUAGCGGGCCUCGCCCACCCUUCAAGGCCUGCCCACCCAUCCCGGGACGCCUGGCAGGCCUUGCCCACCCGUCCCGGGAUACCCAUAGCAGGCCUCGCCCACACGUCAAGCCCUGCCCGCCCGUCCCGAGACGCCUGCGGGCCUCGCCCUCCCACCCGUCAAGGCCUGCCCACCCAUCCGGGCCCUAGGGCGGGCCCUCCGGCCCACGCCGUGGCAGGCCUUGCCCACCCGUCCCGGACACCCGUAGCAGGCCACGCCCACACGUCAAGCCCUGCCCACCCAUCCCAGGACGCCUGGCGGGCCUCUGCCCGCCCAGUCCCUGGAUGCCUGGCGGGCCUCGCCCGCCCAGGCCCUCGCCCCCCCACCCUCAAGGCCACCCACCCGUCCAGGGACGCCUGGGCGGGCCUCGCCCGUCCGUCCCGGGACACCUGGGUGGGCCUCCCCCGCCCGUCCCGGGACGCCCUGGCAGGCCCUCGCCCGCCCUCCCGCCCAAAGCCUGGCGGGCCUCCCGCCGCCCGUCCCGGGAAGCCUGGCGGGCCACGCCCGCCCGUCCCGGGAUGCCUGGUGAGCCGCGCCUGCCCGUCCGGGAACGCCUGGCGGGCCUCCCCCGCCCGUCCCGGGACGCCUGGCGGGCCUCGGCCCCGCACGUCCAGGAAGCCUGACGUGACGCUCCCGCCCGUCCGACGCCUGGUGAGCCGUGCCUGCUCCUCCCGGGUGGGACCUGGCGCCCUCUACCAGCCCGUCCGGGAUGCCUGGCGGGCCUCUCCCGCCCGUCCCUGGACCCGGCCCCUGGCGGGGCCUCUGCCCGCCCGUCCGGGGACCUGUCACUUCCUGGGACCCGUAGCGGGCCUCGCCCACCCGUCAAGGCCUGCCCACCCAUCCCGGGACGCCUGGCUAGGCCUUGCCCACCCGCCUCCCGGGACACCCGUAGCAGGCCCUCGCCCACACGUCAAGCCCCGCCCAUCCCUGGAAGCCUGGAGGGCCUCUGCCCGCACCGUCCUUGGACGCCUGGCGGGCCUCACCCGCCCGUUCGUGGGAACGAGCGGGACACCUGGCAGGCCUCACCCACCCGUCCCAAGAAACCUGGUGGGCCCGGCUGACCAGUCCAAGACACCUGUGGGGCCUCACCUGCCCCUUCCAGAACCCCGUAAGCGGGCCUCGCGGCCCACCCGUCAAGGCCCACCACCCACCCGUCCAGGGAUGCCUUGGCGAGCCGCGGGCGAGGCCCCGCCAUGGCGUCCCGGGAUGCCUGGCGGGCCGGCCUCGGGGGCCGCUCAUCGCGGACGCCCUGUCUGGGCCUACUGCCCGCCCGCGGGACGCCUGGCGGGCCUCUGCCCCGCCCCGUCCCGGGACGCCUGGCGGGCCUCUGCCCCGCCCGUCCCUAGAUGCCUGGCGGGCCUCCGCCCGCCCGCCCGGUUGGUGGGCGAGGCCCGCCCGGGACACCUGGCAGCCCUCGCCAAACCUAGUCCCGAGAAAGCCAGGAUGGGGCCCGGCUUGGGACGCCUGGCGGGCCUCGCCACGCCCGUCCCGGGACGCCUGGCGGCCCCCCCCCGGGCUCCCGCCCGUCCCGGGACGCUGGUGGGCCUACCCCGCCCGUUCGGGACGCCUGGCGGGCCUCGCCCGCCCGUCCACCCGGGAAGCCUGGCGGGCCUGCGCGCCCGUCCUGGGAAGCCUGGCGGGGCCACGCCCACCCGUCGCGGGAAGCCUGGUGAGCUGCGCUGCCCAUCCCGGGACGCCUGGCGAGCCGCGCCUGCCCAUCCCGGGACACCUGGCGGGCCUCUACCCGCCCGUCCCAGGACGCCUGGCGGGCCUCUGCCCGCCCGUCCCUGGACGCCUGGAGGGCCUCUGCCCGCCCGUCCGGGGACCUGCCACUUCCUGGGACCCGUAGCGGGCCUCGCCCACCCGUCAAGGCCUGUCCACCCAUCCCGGGACGCCUGGCGGGCCUUGCCGACCCGUCCCGGGACACCUGGUGGGCCUCACAUGCCCCUUCCCGAAACCCGUAGUGGGCCUCGCCUGCCCGCCCGUCCCGGGACACCUGGCGGGCCUCGCCCACCCGUCAAGGCCUGUUCCACAGCCAUCCCGGGACGCCUGGCGGGCCUUGCCGACCCGCCCGUCCCGGGACACCUGGCGGGCCUCACAUGCCCCUUCCCGAAAUCCGUAGCGGGCCUCGCCUGCCCGCCUGUCCCGGGACAACCUGGCGGGCCUCGCCCAGCCGUUUCCAGGAACAGGCGGGCGAGGCCCGCCAGGUGUCCUGGGACACCUGGCAGGCCUCGCCCACCCAUCCCGAGAAACCUGGCGGGCCCGUGGGAACGGGCGGGACACCUGGCAGGCCUCACCCACCCGUCCCGAAAAAAACCUGGUGGGCCCGGCCUGACUCCCAGUUCCCAAGACACCCUGGUGGGGCCUCACCUCCUGGCCCCUUCACCGGAACAACCCGUAGAGGGCCUCGCCCACCCGGUCAAGGCCCAACCCACCCAGUCACCAGGGAUUGCCUGGCAGAGCGCCGGGCGAGGCAACGCCAGGCGCUCCCGGGAUGCCUGGCGGGCCGCUACCCGCUCAUCGCGGGACGCCUGGCGGGCCUCUUGGCCCCGCCCGUCCCGGGACGCCUGGCGGGCCUCCUUGCCCGCCCUGUCCCUAGAUGCCUGGCGGGCCCAUCGCCCGCCCGUUGGUGGGCGAGGCCCGCCCGGGACACCUGGCAGCCCUCGCCUAAACCUGUCCCGAGAAACCUGGAGGGCCCGGCUGACUAGUCCCAAGACACCUGGGGGGCCUCAACCUGCCCCUUCUCGAAAACCCGUUAGCGGGCCUCGCCCAUCCGUCAAGGCCCGCCCACCCGUCCAGGGACGCCUGGUGGCGGCCUCGCCCGUCCGUCCCGGGACGCCUGGUGGGCCUCCCAACCCCGCCCGUUCGGGACGCCUGGCGGGCCUCGCCCGCCCGUCCCGGGAAGCCUGGCGGGCCUCGCCCGCCCGUCCUGGGAAGCCUGGCGGGCCACGCCCGCCCGUCGCGGGAAGCCUGCCCGUCCCAGGACGCCUGGGCGGGACCUCUGCCCGCCCGUCCCUGGACGCCUGGAGGGCCUCUGCCCGCCCCGUCCGGGGACCAUGCCACUUCCUGGGACCCGGUAGCGGGCCUCGCCCACCCGUCAAGGCCUGCCACCCAUCCCGGGACGCCUGGCGGGCCUUGCCGACCCGUCCCGGAACACCUGGUGGGCCUCACAUGCCCCUUCCCGAAAACCCGUAG